Messenger RNA from Apiotrichum porosum, 1032 nucleotides. RefSeq lists its product as uncharacterized. Bases 1 to 1032 code for a protein of 343 amino acids. The record is from RefSeq and is a predicted model, not a curated record. NCBI's taxonomy places the organism in Eukaryota, Fungi, Basidiomycota, Tremellomycetes, Trichosporonales, Trichosporonaceae. The transcript is spliced from 3 exons.
AUGACCACCACGAACAACCCCGUCAACAAACCUCCUCCCCUCGUUUCCCCCAUGGCUGCCCGCGUCGCCACUGUAUCGGCACCAGCACCACCACCACCGCCAGCAACCACUCCAACCCCACGAACGCCCGUUGCUGCCGCCACCAAUUCCCGGCACACCGCGGGACGUCCCCUGCCACCACCCCAGACCCCAGACUCGGACCUGUACGCCGUCGCCGCUGGGCCAAGCACACCGUGGACAGCUGCACACACCGCACGCACAUCGUUCUUUGUCGACAUUGACCUCGACGACGACGACCAGGAGCUCUCACCGCCGUCGUUUUCCAGCCCGGGGCUCUCGCGUUGCUCUUCUGAGCCACCACACACCAUGCCGGGAAUGCAGUCGCCUCGACAGACACGCUCGCGGAGCGUCAGCCGCACCCCCAGUCUCCCCGCGUCCAACGACAGCAGGGCCGACCUCAAGUCGUUGCCAGUGACGCCGCAGGUCGUGGAACAAACCGCCUUCCUUCCCGACCAGCUGUCGCUUGCCAGCUCGUCGGCACCGACAUCGCCCUUCCAGACCACCCACAUCCCCCUGACGGCCCCGCCGCCACCCGCUCCAGCAGCUGUGCCCGCGGGACCACCACGGACGCACGGCGACAGCGCACCCGUCACCCCCAACACGCUCCCGCACCACUUGCCCCACCACCACCAACACGCCAACUCGCUGCAGUUUGCGCCGGGCCACGCGCACAGUCUGUCGUCGUCGCAUGUCCCCGAAACGCAGCACGCACACGUGCUGCACAUGCAGUACCAGGCCGCGGCCCUGCGAAGCACACAGUACACGGACCUGUUCCUGUUCGAGCCACACGAGUAUGACAGCAUCACAGACGGCGAGCUCGUCCGUCUGUACGACCGCGGGGUCAUCGACGGCCGUGUCCUCGAGCAGAUUGUGGACGCCAGCAUCCGCAUCCAGCGCGCGUGCACCGACGCAGACCGCGCAGUGAGCAUCAAGACACGCCGCGCAAUGAUCCGCCACGCGCUCGAGGAGUAG